ACCCGGGCCUUUGCAACAAGUACGUCCACCGACGAGUACUGCUCCGGUGCGAUCGGCAUGGGCAGCCUGAGGAGCACGCAGCACGACUGCGGCGGCGGCGUCAGCCACUCGCUCUCGUUCCUCCUUGGGGCUCUCCUCCCCACCGUGCUGCUCUUCUUCCUCGCCUCCGACCGGGUCGACGAGCAGCUGUCCAGCAUAUCGACCUUCCGGUUCCGGAACGGAUCGUCAGCUCAUCAGCUGACUAGCCAUGCUGCCGACCUCCCGACCAAUGGCUCGGAUGGUGGCGACAAAAAGGAGGAGUCAUUCCCGGGGCUGGCGGAGCUGCUGCCGAGGGUCGCCAUGGACGACGGGACGGUGAUCAUCACGUCGGUGAACGAGGCGUUCGCGCGGCCCGGCUCCCUGCUCGACCUCUUCCGCGGGAGCUUCCACGACGGCGAGGGGAUCGGGCACCUCCUCAACCACACCCUCAUCGUCGCCGUUGACCCCGGCGCCUUGGCCCUCUGCAAGGCCGUGCACCCCCACUGCUACCUCCUGGAGGUCAUGGCCGCCGGCGUCAGCUCCGCCAACGGCUUCAUGACCAGAAGCUACCUCGAGCUCGUCUGGUCCAAGCUCACCUUGCAGCACCGCGUCCUGCAGCUCGGCUACAACUAUCUCUACACCGACCUGGAUGUGCUGUGGCUGCGCAACCCGUUCCGGCACAUCAGCCUCUACGCCGACAUGGCCGUCUCGACGGACCGGUUCAACGGCGACGCCGAGGACCUGACGAACGCGCCCAACACCGGCUUCUACUACGUCAGGUCGACCAACCGCACGGUGGAGAUGGUGAGGCGGUGGCGGGCGGCGAGGUCGCGGUUCCGGCCGCUGGCCCACGACCAGGAGGUCUUCGAGGCGAUCAAGGGCGAGUUCGUCGCCGGCGAGCUGCGGAUAAAGCUGGUGUUCCUCGACACGGCGCUCUUCGACGGCUUCUGCGAGUACCACGGCGAGAUGGACCGGGUGUGCACGAUGCACGCCAACUGCUGCCUCCGGCUCGCGACCAAGAUGCACGACCUCCGGAACGUGGUCGCCGACUGGAAGAGGUACUCGAGCCUGCCGCCGCCGGAGAAGAUGAGCAGCAAGCUCAGGUGGACGUACCCCGCCAAGUGUGCGGCGACGAUGAAAAUACCGGCAUAAUGGCUUUUUACUGGUUCCUGUAGUGACCUUAAUUACGAACUUUUAUGCAGUGAUUUGGUUUCGACAGUUUUAGAAGAUAUUUCUACAGAAGAAUAGAUGCUUCUUCGAUAAAGGGUGUUUUCUAUUGACUCAUA
Molecule: messenger RNA, 1304 nt
Organism: Triticum dicoccoides
Lineage: Eukaryota; Viridiplantae; Streptophyta; Magnoliopsida; Poales; Poaceae
Exons: 3
Coding region: 58-1170 (370 amino acids)
Source: RefSeq, a predicted model, not a curated record